Molecule: messenger RNA, 2093 nt
Organism: Venturia canescens
Lineage: Eukaryota; Metazoa; Arthropoda; Insecta; Hymenoptera; Ichneumonidae
Product: transmembrane protein 209
Exons: 8
Coding region: 281-1888 (535 amino acids)
Cellular component (GO): membrane
Source: RefSeq, a predicted model, not a curated record
CUCUGGUAGAAUGCGCUUGUAGGCUGUUCGACGCGCAUGUUGGCGGCAGUUUGGGUUUUCAAACUCAUUGCCGGUCCUCCGCGGUUCGUACAUUCUCUGUGGGAAUCUUGGGUCUUGGUCGAUUGAAAAGUUUUGAGGUUAUGAUAAACUUAUUCUAAAAUCCGUCGUACUUUGUGCGGAUUAUUUCAUUAUAUUUAUCAAAAAUAGCGUAACAAUAGAACGAGUUAAGAGUAAAAUUUACGGAAUCUUUGAAAACACUUGAUUAUUUUUCCUGUAAAAAAUGGGUGACUUUCAUUCACCCAUGCGAUGUAUUUCUCCAAACGCAAGGAUUUUAACUCCAAAACCCCAAGUUCAACAAACGUUAGACCUUCGGCAAACUCAGACGAAGGCACGAAAUAGUAUUACGUGGUUUUUUGUUAAUGGCAGUCUCCUGGGCAUCAUAAUAUUCGAUAUAAUUUAUGGAGGUUUGGCAUACAAACCUUUUUUAUGGGUGGAAUGGUGCUUAGCAUUGAUAUUUGGCUUGAACGCACUUUACCACAUUGUGAGAUAUUCGCUGGCUACAUUGAGUCUCCAACCAAUAAUUCUGACUCCUUGCCAAAGACGUUUACUGGGUGUUAAUGAUGACGAUCCGUUGUUUCAAAAUGGUACUCCUUGUGCACCUAAACAGGCAGAACCUACAACACCUAUCAAUUUAACUUCUAUGAAUCUUAGCAGAAGAACAAACGUUCUAGGAUCACCAGGAAUUAACGAAAAUAGUUCGAGUCCUUUCUGUAAAUACAGUGAUACACCAUCGCCUCGGAACUUGAAUCUAUCACCAAACAAUUCUUAUCAGAAUCGUUCGUCAAACUCUUUAAUGAAUGGCAGCUUGAUAGGCGAAGGUUUGAUACAAGAUGAAGCAGAGUUGCAAUCUUAUCUGAAAGAAAUUGUUGAACGUGACCGGAAGUCAACUCAUUCAACCAACAUCGAUCAACCUUCAAAUUUGUUAAGCUCGUUUUGGUCACAUCCUGCCACAAGAAGUCCUACUGAAGUCUCACCAAUGUUGAAAAGAUGCGUUUAUCAGUUGGCACCGACUAUCGAUAAAACAAAAUCAACCAGUCCAGGAGCGGAAGAAGGCAAUUCCACAAGAGGAUAUUUCGGUACUCCCGAUGUUUGGCGAAAGUACAGAAUCGAUUCGAAUAAAGUGAAUCAAUGGACAGCGAAUCUUCGUAUGUGGAUCAGUAAAACCGUGGUCGAAAGGGUAGCUUUGGAAAUUGACAACGUUUGCACUUUAUUGACGCGUCAUGGAUUAAGCGAUUCCCAGCCAGGGCACGUGGGAUUAGAAAGGUUGCGAAAAUUGGCACAAUCGCAGUCUCUCGUUGUCGGAAUUCCAACACUACCGACUCUUGUAUCGUUUCUCGAAGUGUCCAACAACCAGGAUUAUCUUGUCAAAAGGAUAAAAGUAUUGGCAAAAGGUGGCUCGAUGAGCGAAUUCAAAUGGAAUAGCGGUGGUACUCACAAUGGAAAAGAAUGGGACAGCAGUUUGCCAACCGAUACAGCCAUAAUAAUGCAUUUGGUAUCGUCUUAUAUGGACACCCAAUUGGAAGCACCUCUUGAUCAACCAGACGCAAGAACAUUUACGUCACGAUACAUGGCGAAAACGGGUCAUGAACUGCCACGGAACAAAGGACCAAUAAUCGUGUGUCAAUCAAGCAACCCGCCUCACUAUUGCUUGGCUUUGACCGGUGAUUCGUUACCUGCUGACUACGAAGAAAUUCCACGAGGGCGAAACAACAUGUUUCACACACUCCUACUUUUUCUUCACAUCGUGAAAACUCGGGACCAUGGAAUGCUAGGGCGCGUUAAUUUAGGGAUGUCCGGCGUCAACGUUCUCUGGGUCAUCGAUGGUUGAUCAUCGGAUUAUGUAAACAAAUUCUUGAUUCAUCCAUUCCUUUGUACUGAUUGAAGUAUUUUUGUAUGAAAAUCGUUGAAAAUUGAUGGAAUUAGUGAAUGAUCAUGCGUUGUUUCGUAAAACAAACUAGCAUCAAAUUCAAACUGUUCGAUGCUCAACUCUAACUUCCAAUAUGAAUAAAAAGACAAUAUUUAUUUAAAAAUUC